CCAGUGACGACAAUGUUCGUCCAAUUCCAUUCCAACAACGCGCGGCACAAAGCCCCCAGAAGGCCUUCGGAAUCCACCACACACGGCACUCUUUCACGGAGCAGCGAUCACGACUUCACGACAUCACGAACUUCACGCGCCCGAGGACAUCGAGAGCUUUGCGUUUGCUUGUCUGGUCUGCGCUGCAUCAUCGUCACCAUCGCUGCCUCGAAAGCGGACCGAUCGGACACAGCAGCAGUCCCAGUUGAUUAUCCUCCGCCUCAGAGCGCCGUCCAGGUCGACCACAUCGCCACUCGUCUGAACAGUAACCUUCAAAUUCAAGAUGGCGAACCAGACUCCUGCCGUUGUCAUGGACAACGGUACCGGUUACUCCAAACUCGGGUUCGCAGGUAACGAUUCACCAUCAUUCGUCUUCCCGACCGCCAUCGCGACCAAGGGACCAUCGCCAGGCAGCGCAGGCGCGGGCUCGGGGCGUCCGGCGGUCGCCAGCAAACCUUCCUUCUUGACUGGCGGCGCUGGUAACUUGUCAGCGAAGAGAGGGACAGAGGACUUGGAUUUCUUCAUCGGUGACGAGGCGCUGGCGGCUUCAGCAGGACCUGGGUAUGGUCUGCACUACCCGAUCCGACAUGGACAAAUAGAGAACUGGGACCACAUGGAGCGCUUCUGGUCAAACAGCAUCUUCAAAUACCUCCGAGUCGAGCCUGAAGACCACUACUUUCUCCUCACCGAACCUCCGCUCAACCCGCCGGAGAACCGUGAGAACACCGCCGAGAUCAUGUUUGAAUCGUUCAACUGCGCAGGUCUCUACAUUGCCGUCCAAGCCGUCCUCGCUUUGGCCGCGUCGUGGACGUCAUCCAAAGUACAAGACCGCUCUCUCACCGGCACGGUCAUCGACUCCGGUGAAGGUGUCACUCACGUCAUUCCCGUCGCCGAGGGAUACGUCAUCGGCAGCAGCAUCAAAAGCAUCCCGAUUGCCGGUCGAGACAUCACAUACUUCGUACAGUCACUACUCCGGGAGCGUGGCGAGCCCGACUCAUCACUGAAGACCGCCGNNNNGAUCAAGGAGGAAUUCUGCUACGUCUGCCCGGAUAUCGUCAAGGAGUUCGCCCGCUAUGACCGCGAGCCUGCCGAGCAGUACAAGAUCUACGACGCCCGCCUGCCCACCGGCAAGACCGUCCGCGUCGACGUCGGUCCCGAGCGUUUCCUCGCCCCCGAGAUCUUCUUCAACCCCGAAAUCUACUCGUCCGACUUCCUCACGCCCCUGCCCAACAUCGUCGACACCGUCAUCCAAUCCUCGCCCAUCGACGUGCGACGCGGCCUCUACAAGAACAUCGUCCUCUCCGGCGGGUCGACGCUCUACCAGCACUUCGGCCGCCGCCUGCAGCGCGACAUCCGCCACCUCGUCGACGCCCGCAUCGCCGCCAGCGAGGUCAAAGCCGGCAACGCGGCCAAAUCCGGCGGCCUCGACGUCCAGGUCAUCACGCACAAACGCCAACGGCACGGCCCGUGGUUCGGAGGCAGUCUCCUCGGUCAGACCCCCGAGUUCAGGAGUUACUGCCACACCAAGGCGGAGUAUGACGAGUUUGGACCGAGCAUCGUGCGGAGAUUCGCGCUGCUCGGCGGACCCGGCAGCACCUGAGCGCUGUUCGGGAAACGGCACUUGGAGGGGUAAGGCAUUUAUGAGUGAGAGAUGGCAACGUAGGAGGGACAGCCUCGCAUCCGUCGAGGGGAGACGCCACGGAGGGACGACAAAACUCUUCCAAAAAUAGAAUUUUAUGCAAAGCCAUGACAUGAUCGCGAAUUCCCCUCCCAUAUUAGCCCCU
Molecule: messenger RNA, 1823 nt
Organism: Dissoconium aciculare CBS 342.82
Lineage: Eukaryota; Fungi; Ascomycota; Dothideomycetes; Mycosphaerellales; Dissoconiaceae
Product: arp2 3 complex subunit
Exons: 5
Coding region: 323-1639 (438 amino acids)
Biological process (GO): Arp2/3 complex-mediated actin nucleation
Cellular component (GO): Arp2/3 protein complex; actin cortical patch
Molecular function (GO): actin filament binding
Source: RefSeq, a predicted model, not a curated record